CUGGUUAGUUGAUCAUUCAAACUUGUCGAUUUCAUUGAGAUACAUUGAUAUUUGUUGGUCUUAAUUGUUCAAUAUGUUAUUCACAUCUAAUUACAAGAUUGUGCUUUUCUUUAUUUUCAACAGCGUUUUUCUCACCGUCAAUGCCGGUAAAUUAGUGAAACACUCUGCCUCAACUACUGAUGUCGCUGUUAAAACAGAUGAAGCAGCUUCAGGAGACACAAGCGAAGCAAAAAACGUUGAACCAAAGGCGGAAACCACCACGGUGACACCGAUCGAAGUAGAUCCCAGAGUACCGAUCUCUAAAUUGGAAAAGACUGCCGAUGAUCAUGUGAUAAUUAGUACUGAUAUUUUACCAAAGUUUAAAGAUUUCAAAGUAGCUGUUAAAAUUGAAUAUGAAAUAGAAGUUUCGAAAGAUAAAUGGGAGAAAGGGGAAAAGCGCUCAGACCCGGUACGCUCUGAGAGAAUCUCAGCUAAAGCGAUUGGAAAACGUGGUUUCCUCGAGUGGAAAGUUGGUCCAUUAAAGCCAAAUACGCAUUAUCGAUUCUUCGUCUACUCUGUAUACAAUAAACAACAAUUCCCUGAACAACCACCAAUCGCCCUCGAAACAACUACAAAAUUAACUCCACCAAAAUCAACCAUUCUCAAAGGGGUCAGCGUUUUACCGUUUGGUGGGACUGACGUAAAAUCUUAUUAUGUACAAAUCAACAAGGUCAAAGAAGACGCUAAAGAAGCUGAUUGCUUCAUUGAGAUCAAAAUGUCACCCGAUUUCGGUAAAGAGUUGACCCUUCCCGAAUUGACCGCCGGUAAAAAAUACACAAUCAAAACUUGGUACAUUAGUAAAGAUGAUAAGGAAUCUGAAUCUGUGAUUACUGAGUUAAUUGCUUGAUUGCGAUUGAAUUUAAUUGUAAAAGAUAAGUCAAUUUGUUCAAUUAAUUUUGUUGACGCAAUUCAAUUAAUUACAAACCUCGAACGCAAUUAAAUUUGAUUCAUUCAAAGAUCAAUAUUAAAAUCUAUUGUAUUUUGUGAAGUUGUAAUUCGUACAAUAAAUUUCAAUAAUUAUCUGUGA
This is a messenger RNA of Panonychus citri (citrus red mite), 1066 nucleotides long. RefSeq lists its product as uncharacterized. The record is from RefSeq and is a predicted model, not a curated record. NCBI's taxonomy places the organism in Eukaryota, Metazoa, Arthropoda, Arachnida, Trombidiformes, Tetranychidae. The transcript is spliced from 3 exons. Bases 74 to 886 code for a protein of 270 amino acids.